UUGGUAAAAUCUAUGUGCCGAUCGAGAUCAAGUGACCAUCGAGUUUCAAGAAGUUAUCAGUCAAAUUAUCUCUUGACUCUUGAGACAAAGUCGCACAUGUGUUUUUAUCCAAAAUUUUUCCACUUUUUAAAAAAUACGCACGCAAUGUGUAACAAAAAACUAAAUACUUCUCAAUUGAAAAUUUGCUGGUAAAAAUAUAAAAACUAUAUAAAUAUACUACUUUUUGCUGUAAAUUGUGCGUGCCAGAAAAACAGCAAAAAACAGAAACAUUAAAAUGAUGACGUUAACGUUUGUUUCUGCAAUAAUUUUAUCUUCAAGCUACUCUGCAACAAGAUCAGUAGAUGACAAAAGAGCUAUAGCAAACGGGUACAAUUCGCCCUCCAGGCCUUUCUACGUGCAAGUGGAAACAGUGUUCCAAUGGGGUGCAUCUAUGUGUGGGGGGACUCUCAUUGCAACCAACUGGGUUCUCUCAGCUGCUCAUUGCUUUGAACCUGAAUAUAUGAGUGGACCAGUGAAGAGUGUGUAUGUGUAUGAGGGGGACUUUUCCAUUCCAUCCAGCGUCAAACACAAAGUACACUGUACCUCUGUUCGCAUCUACCCCGGCUGGGACAUGAGGGCAAAAGAGGGGGACCUGGCUCUGCUCAAACUGGAAGACAAGUUCUCUCUUUCAAAAAUCCUGCCCCUCUGCACGGAGAGCUACAAAAACCAUCCGAUAGCAGCGUGCGGUAUGGGAAGACUUUCAGCGUCUGGUCCCACCGCAACUGUCCUCCAAGAGGCCAUCUUCACUGAGACAGUUGGUGGCUGUCCCGAUAGCAAGUUCAACCCUAUACAACAAAUCUGUUUAUUGGGCGACAAAAAACAGAAGCAGGAAAUGCUCUCCUUUCCAGUUUCCAGCGGACCCAUCUACCCUCUGAUUAAUGGACAGGCAGAGUGUCUCUACGGGUCACUCAGCUAUGGAUCACGUCACUGCACAGGGUGGGGGGUGUACACUAGAGUGUCAGACCACUCAGAUUGGAUCCUGAAACAGAUUGGAUCCACAACACCAUGA
Symsagittifera roscoffensis is the source of this 1048-nucleotide messenger RNA. RefSeq names its product mast cell protease 1-like. The record is from RefSeq and is a predicted model, not a curated record. Gene Ontology annotation, biological process: proteolysis. Bases 275 to 1048 code for a protein of 257 amino acids. Gene Ontology annotation, molecular function: serine-type endopeptidase activity. NCBI's taxonomy places the organism in Eukaryota, Metazoa, Xenacoelomorpha, Acoela, Convolutidae. The transcript has 4 exons.